CUUCUCUCUAUCCGUCGCUCUCUCUUCCAUUAGUAGGAAGAACAGAUCGCUGGCAGAUGAGAAGAGACGACUGAGGCAGACGGAGCAGCAGCAGAAGAAGAGACAGAACAGAAAGAAAAGACCAGAAGAAGAGAGGAGAAGCAUCAUGGACGCUCUGAAGAAGGGAUUCUCCAUGGCCAAGGACGGAGUGGUGGCGGCCGCCGAGAAGACGAAGGUCGGCGUCGGGGAGGCCGCUGCCAAAACCAAGGAGGGGGUCAUCUAUGUCGGAAACAAGACGAUGGAGGGAGUGGCCACAGGUGUUAACACAGUUUCCCAGAAGACCACGGAGCAGGCCAACGUGGUGGCCGACACCGCCGUGUCCGGAGCCAAUGAAGUGGCCCAAGUAGCCGUGGAGGGCGUGGAGAGCGCAGCACUCGCCAGCGGAUUGGUCAGCGCGGAGGAGGAGGCGGGACCAGAGGCUGUGGAGACUGAGCUCCCAAAGACAGGAGGAGAACAGGAAGCACAGUAGACUCUGAAUGUCACUGAGGAGGAACCAGAGAAGAAGACAUCUUAGCUCCGCCCACCCCGCCAUGAUUAAUCUCAUUAACCAAUAGAAACCCUCAGCCGCGUCCUCCUUCCUGUUGCCACGGUUACACUGCCUACAUCACCUAAGUCAGUUUUCAAACUCCGAAGCGAUGAAGCUAAUCUAAGAGUUUAAGCCAGCUGAUUGGCCGGUGAAGCUUCAGGCCCCGCCUACCUGUCAAUUACCCACCUCCGACCCCCUCCAACCCCCACCGACCUGGACCGCCCCCCUCCAACCCCCACCGACCUGGACCGACCUGGACCGACCUCAGUCGACCCUGACGCCUGAAGCCUUUAAUGUUGUAAAUGCAUGAAGCUCUAACGAGACACUUCCUGCCUGACGCUGAGUUCUUCUUUUAUAAACGACGGAAAUAAAAUGUAUUUAAAUCGAGCUGCUUCGUUCCUUCUCCUCCUUCAGGGCCUCAUUUAUUUAUUUGUUUGAGCUUUUUCUCCCUGUUCUUAGUUGUUUUUUAAAGUCUGAGUCGGGUCGUGAUGGUCUGGUUUUCUCGGGAACAGAUUAGACCUGAUAACUAAUGACGCCCCCCGGGCCCAGACUGGGAGACACCAUCAGAACCAUCUGUGUUUGGGCCCCGGGGCCUCUUCUCGUUACAUAACAUAAACGAUGGGUGUGGUCGUGACUCAUGCAGAGUUUAUUAACCCUCCACGGUUCCUCUGGUGGUUUAUGGGACGGCAGCGUCUCCAUGAACCAAUCAGAGCUCUGAGCUGUGUUUCAUGUAAUACGUCAUUUUAUUCUGGUUUCACUGAUAAAAGUCAUUAUAGGAUUCAACCAACACAACAACCUGUUAUUUUUAACUGUGUUCCAGCUUUGAUUCCUCCAGAACUAAACCACUUAGAGAGAUUCUGACUGUAGUGAUAGAAACUUCAGAGUCUCGUCUUUGAAAAGAGACAAAGACCAUGAAUGAGCUCCAACAUGUUCCUGAACAGUGUUCAGUUUAAUUUAGAUACGUCCUAAAUAGACUGGAACGAUGAGGUUAAACCAGUUUGGGGGCGGAGCCUGCAGGUGUGGCUGAUCUCAGACCUGUGUGGCGGCUCGGUCUGGGGAGACGCCCUGUAGAGGAUGAGCUUCACCUGAAGGGACGGCCACGCCCACUCCUAUAAGAGGGCAGGUCGCCCUCGGUCCGGAUCAGCACAGCGAGUCCUCACAGCAGCAGACAUGGCAAACUUCUUAUCCAACGCUCUGGGAUCCGACGGCAUCGCAAAGAUGGCCGGAGAAAAAGUUGGUGACCUGGUGGAGGACACGGUGAAGAAAGUGAUGGGUGGAGGAGAAGGAGAGAAGAAGGAGCAGAAGGAGGGAGGAGGAGGAGCAGGAGGAGGAGGAGGUUUCGAUGUGGGAGACGCUCUGUCGCUGGUCGGAGGGAAGAAAGACGAGAGCAAAGGAGACGGAGGAAUCAACGUCAACAACGUGAUCGGAGGAUUUUUCAAGUAGAAACUACUGGAAGACGAACAUCAGCACAUCCUCAGCAUGUACAUUUAAAGAGGUUUAACCUGCCAUAAAACAUUAAAUCAUCUACACGUGC
Messenger RNA from Mugil cephalus (flathead mullet), 2099 nucleotides. RefSeq names its product synuclein, gamma a (gene sncga). The transcript has 8 exons. Bases 146 to 508 code for a protein of 120 amino acids. Gene Ontology annotation, molecular function: cuprous ion binding. Gene Ontology annotation, cellular component: axon terminus; neuronal cell body; cytoplasm. The record is from RefSeq and is a predicted model, not a curated record. Gene Ontology annotation, biological process: chemical synaptic transmission; synaptic vesicle endocytosis; synapse organization. Lineage: Eukaryota; Metazoa; Chordata; Actinopteri; Mugiliformes; Mugilidae.